AGAUAUUUACUUUAUAGCUAAGUAUUUGGUUGCGUCGUCAAACCUUUCCAGAAGCAGACAUGGACUUCGUCAAAAUUAUUUUGUUCAUCUCUCUCAUCUGUGGCUUGUAUGCGAAGCUAAAAAUACCGGCUGGAUCCUGCGUUUCCAAGAUCGUGAAUGGAAAACUUGUCCAAGUUGGAGAUUGCAAGAAAGACGAUGGAUCCGAAAUCGCAAAAUUGAUCCAGAAGAGUCUUGAUGAAAAGAAAAAAGCUGAAAUUAAAUGUGACGUCACAUAUAAGACAAAAUGCUUCCGAGCAGUUGUGUAUCGCACAGACCUCGUCACACUCAAUGACGCCGAAAAAACCUGCAAAUCAACGAACGGGAAACCCGCGAACAUUUACGACCUCGCGCAUUACCAGUCACUGCUCUCUUAUCUUCGCUCAAUGAUCCCUGCUGGUGAGGAAUUUAUUGACAUCUGGACUGGGAUGGAGUAUAAGAACGAUCAGCUUUUGCAGGCAAGUGGCGAACCAAGCACUAUAGCAACAGAAGUGUGGUUUCCAAAAUAUCCGAUAACCCAUGCAUCGUACACAAAUGUUGUUUUUCAGGUCAAUAAAGAUCCAGAGUCUUCUCGUCAGGGAAUUUACAAUUUUCCACCAUCCUUGAAAAGCCCCGGUGUCAUCUGUGAAAUAUAAAACUAGCUCAAACCCUUACAGAACUUCGUUGACGGACUGAAUGAUAUAAACGACAAAGAGUUCUCACUUUUAUUACUUACUUAUAUUAUUCCUUUAAUAUUAUUAACCGUAUAACCCAUGCCUUGAAUUGGUCGGCUUGUCUAUUGAAACAUUUUGCUCAGAAAAAAAAAUUCAUAGCUGUAAAAAAAAAAAAAUUCAUAGCUCACUAC
Styela clava is the source of this 880-nucleotide messenger RNA. Lineage: Eukaryota; Metazoa; Chordata; Ascidiacea; Stolidobranchia; Styelidae. The record is from RefSeq and is a predicted model, not a curated record.